Peromyscus leucopus (white-footed mouse) is the source of this 4652-nucleotide messenger RNA. RefSeq names its product SPEM family member 3 (gene Spem3). Gene Ontology annotation, cellular component: cytoplasm. Gene Ontology annotation, biological process: flagellated sperm motility; sperm individualization. The record is from RefSeq and is a predicted model, not a curated record. Lineage: Eukaryota; Metazoa; Chordata; Mammalia; Rodentia; Cricetidae.
AAAAUAAAUUUGGGGGGGGGGAAAGGGAGAAAAAGAAACUGAGGUCAGACACCAGGCAGAUAAAAGCUUGGGGCCAAGUGUAGGAAGAAGACCAAGGCUCUAGGUUUCAGCCAGGUCCCUGAGGUCAAGGGCUUCCCAGUCUUAGGCGUGCGUGAUCAGGGGGUGAAAUUCUGGGUUUUCAACUGCGGGAGUGAAGGCAGGAGGCAAGUUUGAGCUGAGUGAAUCACAACACUCAGGGGGAAUGGUUGGUAAAAGGGAGAGGUGCUGGCCAGCCUAAGGCACAGGUUACCCAGGCUUGGUUACCAGGGAACUUCAUUCUGGGCUCUUCCACCAGCUCAUUGUGAUCCCAAUCACCUGCCCCAUUAUGACUCAGUCCUCCUCCCCUCCCCCACUAGGGGAGUCUGCCUCCCAGUAUGUGGGGGCUACGGGGCCUAGGUAAUCCUGGGACCCCCUGUCAUGGGUGAACAAGUCUACCAUGGAGCCCAAGCAUGCUCUGGCACCAACCUCAGGAAAUGCCAGGAUUUAGGAGAUUCAAUUCUUCUGAUUCUGGGCAGCUUCAUCUUGCUCAACGUGGGAAUCAAUGUGGUGACUCUGCUCUGGAAGCAUCUGAAGAACUCACUGCGGAUUCUAUUCCAUCACUUUUUCCCCAAAGACAAGCAACCUGCUGAUCUAAACGGCCGACCCAUGUGCACGCGUUGUACUGCAGACCCCAAGAACCUGUACUCAAGGAUUUCUUCCCGAUUUCCCCGCCGCCCCAGUUUCCUGUUUGGGCAUGCCAGUCACUUUGACUCUUGGGUACCAGACACAAACGACGAGAACAUUUCUAGGUGCUGCUGGAUGCCACCCCAGUGCGGACAUGGCAGAGCUCCCACGGAAGCUCCAUGGGAAUUGUGGAAAGAGGGACCAAUGGGAGCUGGGGAAGCCCCUCAGGCCACAGUCAUGAAGAUCCAGGAUCCUUUCUUUUCCAGGCCAGAGAUUUCUCCCCAGAUUCCAAAAAUACACAAGCUGAACAUGGUUCCACCUUCUUCACCCCAAGAGAACAAGACUAAAGCACCAGAUGACAGUCCACCCCAUGCUCAAGCCCAGGCUCUAACCUAUUCUUCGACCAACACCCACGAGCUCCCCUCCGCUCCGUCCCAGACUCAGACCUCAGAACCCACUCAACUCAGGGCACAGGGUCUUGAGCACACCUCAGCCUAUACCCCACCAACCCACGCACCUGAUUUUGUCUCAGCUCCUACCCCAGCCCUCGGUGAAGCCCCAAUACCAGCCAAUGCUUCACCCCCAACCCCAUCCCAUAACCCAGCCCCCACCCCAUCCUAUCCCCCAGCCCAGGCCCCAACCCAUAAUCAAGCCCAUAUCUUGGAUCAGGCCCCGCCCCGUAUCACACUCCAGGUACCAGCCCCAACCCAAGCUCAGGGUUUAGCCCACAGCCCCGAGCAACCCUCAGCCCAUACAUUACCUCAGUCCCCAACCCAGGCUCGUGCACAUGCUGCCUUCCAGUCCCCAGGCCGUGACCCAGUCCAAAUCCUAGUACACACCUUGACCCACCCCCAAGCUAAUGUCCCCGAGCAAACAACAUCUCAAGCCUCCACACAUGCCCCACCCCAUUCCCUCCUUCAUUUGUACGACCGCAUCCCAGGGCCUAGGCCGACCCCUGCCCCAGCCCCUGUCCCAGCCCGCUCCCCGGCCCCUGCCCUAGCACUGUCCAUGACCGUGACGACGACUCAAGCCUCUGCUCAUGUCCCUGUCACCACCUCUAACCCUACUCUACCUCCCGUUCCUUCCAUGCUGGCUACCUUUGACCCCGGCUUCUCCACUGGCCACAUGGUCUAUGAUGCCCUCAGAGUAACGCAGAACGCCUCCGAGAACUCGAGGUGUUUCAGGAGCUCGAACACCCUCUCCAGGCCCCAGGAGGUGAAGGGCCUGGUAAAUUCUGGUCCUGCUGAAGAGACACAAAAGCAGCAUGGUGGGGGCCGUGCUGAGCCUCCUGCCGGGCCUAUACUUGGUUACCUGAAGUUGGGGACCAUGGACUGGAAGACCUCGGACAAUGCCAAAGAGAAGUUCCCCCAGCCCAAGACCUCCCUUGACUGUGGCUUUCAUCCUUGCUGCUCUGAGACCAAAGGCGAAGACUCCCAGGCUCCAGUCUACCCCAAGUUCCUGGUCUACACCCAGAACGCCACUCCCUCUAAGCCUUGUUUGCAUACUCCAAGUGCUGCUCAGAGCACACUGCCCGGCACCCCACCUCCGUGCACUCUCGCUCUGCCGCUAGUUUCUCCCAGGACAUUUGCUGUUCCUCAGUCGAACCCUCAGAAGCACUCCAAUUUACCACAAACUCCCACCAUUCUCUCAAACUCCAAGUCUCCUCAGACUGUCUCUUCCCCUCAUUUCUCUGUCCCUUCUCAGUUCUCCACCAUUUCUCAAACCUUAAUCCAACCCCCAAACCCUGAGAAUCAAAACCUUAACCAAGGCUUUGGCCUUCAAAAGACCCCAUCCCUUGCCAAGGAAUCUAGAGUUCCCAGGAACCCAGGCCUUACCCAAGUUCCAGGCCUCCAGAAGAACCCAAGCCUUGUCCCAAAUCCAGGCCUCCGGAAGAACCCAAGCCUUGUCCCAAAUCCAGGCCUCCAGAGGAACCCAAGCCUUGUCCCAAAUCCAGGCCUCCAGAAGAACCCAGGCCUUACUCCAAAUCCAGGCCUCCAGAAGAACUCAGGCCUUACCCAAGAUCCAGGACUCCAGAAGAACCCAGGCCUUACCCAAGAUCCAGGACUCCAGAAGAGCCCAAGUCUUGCCCCAAAUCCAGGACUCCAGAAAAACCCAGACCUUACCCCAAAUCCAGGACUCCAGAAGAAUCUAGGCCUUACCCAAGAUCCAAGACUCCAGAAGAACCCAAGCCUUACCCAAGACCCAGGCUUUACCCUGAAUCCAUGCCUCCACAAGAACUCAGGUUUCUACAAGUUUCCAGGCUAUACUCAAGAUCCUUACCUCUGCAUGAAUCCAAACAUUUCCCAAGACCCUUGCCUUCAAAAGAAUCUAGGUACCACUCCAGAUUCUGGCUUGAGGAGUUCAGUUGCUAUCCAAGAUGCCGGUGCCCUUAGGAACUUAGGUUUCAUCCAACCUUCCAACCUCCACAAGAAUAUAAUAUUCAAUCAAACAUCUGGUCAGAGGACGUUGAGCUUUAUGCAAGACUCUGUUGUCUACAGGAAUGGUGCAUUAACCCAAGACACUGUAAUCAACAAAAAUAAAGGUCUCUCCCCAGUAGGGGACCAAAAGUGGCCAGACUCCUCUCACAAUUCUGGAGGUAACAAUGUUUCAGGAAAUGUACAACAUCCAGGAAUCUGCAGGAAUGUAGGCCUUACCCAAGACUCUAGACCACAGAAGAACCCGUGCCAUACCCAAGACUCUGAAAUUAACAAAAACUCAGGACUUACCCAGGACUCUAGUUCCCCCAAGAGCCCAGGCCAUGUCCAAAUCUCUUACCUUCACAAGAGCUCAGGUUUCACACAGGACUCAGGAGACUACAAGAAUUUAGGCCUUACUCAAAAUCCUGGAAUCUACAGAGUCCCAGAUCUAAACCAAGACACCAACUCCCACAAGAAUUCCUGCCUAAUCAAUGUCACCACAGCAGAAAGAAGAUCAGACCUAAACCAAGAUGUUGGCAUUUACAGUUCAGAACAUGGCCGAGACCCUAACCUUCAGGAGUGCCCAGCAAUCAAUCAAGAUUCUAGCAAUCACCAGAACCCGGCACUUGGCCAAGGCUCUGGCUUCAAGACUUCAGGCCUUACCCAGCAGGUUGGCCCCUGUAAGGACUCAGGCCUUACCCCAGAGUCUGGCCUCAACAAAAAAACCACCUUUGCUCCAGGUACUGGUUCUGCCCAAGUCUUGGGCCCACUUCAGAUACUAAAGCUGGCAUCUUCCCCAGUGAAAUCCCUUGUAUGUAAAAUGAAUCCUCAGAAGGACAAUACAGAGCAGCAGGUGUCCUGGACUUCUGUCCCAGUCAACCAAGGCCCCUGCCCUUCCAAGGCCCAAGUGCUCUCCCCUGACCUGAAAACUUUGUCAGAGGUACCUGUCCUAAUUGAGCUGCAACCACCCUCCCGGCGGCUAGACAGCCAGGACUGGGUGUACCACGCUGUAGAUCCCGUCCCGUCAGCCUGCCAGAAGUAUCGCCAGAUGUCUAUGCCUCCCAAAAUCAACUGGAAGCCCCACUGCCCUGGACCAGGCACCCGGACAGGUCAUGUGGUCUUUGAUUCCCGCCAGAAACAGUUGGCAACUGGCAGGGAUAAGUGUGAGGCUCUGUCUCCCAGGCGCUCUCGCCAAGAAGCACUUAAAAACUCAGAGGAGACCCAGAAGGAAUGGGGAUAUCAAAAUGUGAUGAGGACCUUGAACAAAGAGGGGGCAAAUAUGCAUCAGGAAUAAAGAGGCAAGAGAAUCAUUCUGUGGUUGUUUGAGGCGCUUCAUCCCAGCACUACUACUUGUAUUGACCAUCCUCAUCUUAAAGAGACAUGGAAUUAACACGUCCCUAUUCUUUCUCCACAGCUCCAUAGUCAAGCCCUUUCUCUUCCAGGCUCAAGAGCUGUGUUUUAGGGAAAAAGAUAGUAGCCACUAUCCAAAUGUGACUCAUAGGAUGUCAAUUAAAACUGAAAAUUCUCACCAAG